AUGGCAGACGACGGGGAAGUUCAGUGCCUGUUUGAAAGGAAACCGAAGAUUGCCAAUCAUCGAUCAAGGCUGAACACUGACAAGGCGACAGGGGAUAUCCACCGUAAUACUCACAAACGUAAAGAAUGUAACAACCCGUUCAUGAAUCCACUAAUACGAACAAAAAUAUACCGAUGCCAACUGAACGCGAAAGAAGAAUCCUGUUGUUGCAGCUGUAAUUCCGAUGCCAUGUUCGAGGUAAUGAAAAGUCUUUACGACUGUUAUAAAAAAAAGAACUGCACGAACUGUGAGUGCAUAUUAUGCGGGUUAGGACCCCGAGGAGAACGGUUGGCAGGAGAAUUGCGCAAGUCUGUAGGAGUUGAAGCAGGUCCAAGACCUACAAAAGACGUUGAAAAAUUUGAUAAAGCUAAGGCUGCAGGAUUUAUAACACCUUUGGAAGGUAAAACACCUGAGGAGAAAGAAAAAAUAUUACGAGGAUUAGCUAAACACGGCCAGCCUUUACCAGAAGGAAAAACACCUUCCGAAAAAAAACUUAUUGAAAAAGUAAGAAAGGAAAUGGGACUUCCACCUGAGCCGAAAACGGCUUCAGAAAAAAUUAGAAUGGCGAAAUCUCACGCCGCCGGUAUAAUUACACCUUUAGAAGGUAAAACACCGUCACAAAAAGAGAAGGCAUUAAAAAAAAUGGCAGAAGCAGGCGUUCAAUUACCCGAGGGUCGCACGCCUUCAGAAAAAGCUUUAAUAGCAAAAGUAAAAGCCACAACAGCUAAAAAACCAUCAGCAGCAAAAGUACCAUCUGAAAAAGUACGAAAAGCUAAAGAUGAAGGCUUACUGACUCCGUUAGAAGGAAAAACCGCAGAACAAAAAGAAAAAAUAGUGCGAGGUUUAGCUAAAGCUGGUAUGCCAUUACCCGAAGGAAAAACUGCAUCUGAAAAGAAACUCAUUCAAAAGGUAAGAAAAGAUAUGGGUCUACCACCGGAACCAAAAACGGCAGCUGAAAAAGCAAAACUAGACAAAGCAUAUGCCGCAGGUAUAAUAACACCUUUAGAGGGUAAAACCCCUGAACAAAAAGAGAAAGUAUUGCGAAAGAUGGCUGAAGCAGGAGUUCCUUUACCAGAAGGUCGAACACCUUCAGAAAAGGCUUUAAUAGAUAAGAUCAAAGGAACAGCUGUCAAAGUACCGUCUGAAAAGUUACGCAAAGCGAAAGCUGAAGGCCUACUAACGCCCUUAGAAGGAAAAACACCCGCCGAAAAGGAAAAGAUUUUAAAAGGCCUAGCUAAAGCUGGCAUUCCGUUGCCAGAAGGCAAAACAUCAUCCGAAAAGAAACUAAUUGAAAAAGUAAGAAAAGAAAUGGGAUUACCACCCGAAGCAAAAACACCAUCCGAAAAAGCUAGAAUGGCAAAAUCCUACGCUGCAGGAGUAGUAACGCCUUUAGAGGGCAAAACACCAUCGCAAAAAGAAAAAGCAUUAAAGAAGAUGGCCGAAGCCGGAGUUCCCCGGCCAGAAGGACGAACUCCUUCAGAAAAAGCCUUAAUAGCAAAGGUCAAAGCAACAACUGCCAAAGUACCGUCUGAAAAGUUAGCGAAAGCGAAAGCUGAAGGAUUACUGACACCAUUAGAAGGGAAAACGCCAGCUGAGAAGGAAAAGAUUUUAAAGGAAGGGCGAACUCCCUCCGAAAAAGCACUCAUAGCUAAGGUUAAAGCCACAACAGCACGAGUUCCAUCAGCAGCAAAAGUUCCAUCUGAGAAAUUACGUAAAGCAAAAGCCGAGGGUCUACUGACACCAUUAGAAGGGAAAACACCAGCUGAGAAGGAAAAGAUUUUAAAGGGUUUGGCUAAAGCUGGCAUUCCCUUACCAGAAGGCAAAACAGCAUCCGAAAAGAAACUAAUUGAAAAAGUUAGAAAGGAAAUGGGAUUGCCACCUGAACCGAAGACAGCAGCGGAACGAGCAAAAAUGGAAAAAGCUAUAGCUGCCGGUGCUGUAACUCCAUUGGAAGGAAAAACACCAUCUCAGAAAGAAAAAGCACUAAGAAAAAUGGCAGAAGCUGGUGCUCCAUUACCAGAAGGAAGAACACCAUCAGAAAAGGCUUUAAUAGAAAAGGUAAAAGCUACGACUGCUCGGAUACCAUCUGAGAAGUUACGGAAAGCAAAAGAAGCAGGACUGUUGACGCCAUUAGAAGGAAAAACACCAGCUGAGAGAGAGAAAAUAUUAAAAGGCCUAGUUAAAGCCGGUAUACCCUUGCCGGAAGGCAAAACUGCUUCAGAAAAAAAAAUUAUUGAUAAAGUGAGAAAGGAAAUGGGAUUACCACCUGAACCAAAAACACCAUCCGAAAAAGCUAGAAUGGCAAAAUCCUACGCUGCAGGAGUAGUAACGCCUUUAGAGGGCAAAACACCAUCGCAAAAAGAAAAAGCAUUAAAGAAGAUGGCCGAAGCCGGAGUUCCCCUGCCAGAAGGACGAACUCCUUCAGAAAAAGCCUUAAUAGCAAAGGUCAAAGCAACAACUGCCAAAGUACCGUCUGAAAAGUUAGCGAAAGCGAAAGCUGAAGGAUUACUGACACCAUUAGAAGGGAAAACGCCAGCUGAGAAGGAAAAGAUUUUAAAGGGUUUGGCUAAAGCUGGCAUACCUUUGCCGGAAGGCAAAACCGCGUCAGAAAAGAAACUCAUCGAAAAAGUAAGAAAGGAAAUGGGAUUACCGCCUGAACCAAAAACGCCAUCCGAAAAAGCUAGAAUGGCUAAAUCCUACGCUGCAGGAUUAGUUACGCCAUUAGAGGGCAAAACACCGUCGCAGAAAGAAAGAGCAUUGAAAAAGAUGGCCGAAGCGGGAGUUCCAUUACCAGAAGGGCGAACUCCCUCCGAAAAAGCACUCAUAGCUAAGGUUAAAGCCACAACAGCACGAGUUCCAUCAGCAGCAAAAGUUCCAUCUGAGAAAUUACGUAAAGCAAAAGCCGAGGGUCUACUGACACCAUUAGAAGGGAAAACACCAGCUGAGAAGGAAAAGAUUUUAAAGGGUUUGGCUAAAGCUGGCAUUCCCUUACCAGAAGGCAAAACAGCAUCCGAAAAGAAACUAAUUGAAAAAGUUAGAAAGGAAAUGGGAUUGCCACCUGAACCGAAGACAGCAGCGGAACGAGCAAAAAUGGAAAAAGCUAUAGCUGCCGGUGCUGUAACUCCAUUGGAAGGAAAAACACCAUCUCAGAAAGAAAAAGCACUAAGAAAAAUGGCAGAAGCUGGUGCUCCAUUACCAGAAGGAAGAACACCAUCAGAAAAGGCUUUAAUAGAAAAGGUAAAAGCUACGACUGCUCGGAUACCAUCUGAGAAGUUACGGAAAGCAAAAGAAGCAGGACUGUUGACGCCAUUAGAAGGAAAAACACCAGCUGAGAGAGAGAAAAUAUUAAAAGGUUUAGUGAAAGCUGGUAUACCCCUACCUGCGGGAAAAACACCGUCUGAGAAAAAACUAAUUGAAAAAGUUAGAAAAGAUAUGGGAUUGCCACCCGAACCAAAAACGUCAGCAGAAAGAAAAAUGCGAAAAGCAAAAGCUGAAGGGCUACUAACACCACUAGAAGGGAAAACACCAGCCGAGAAAGAAAAGAUUUUGAAGGGUUUGGCUAAAGCUGGCAUUCCUUUGCCGGAAGGUAAAACCCCGUCUGAGAAGAAACUUAUUGAAAAAGUAAGAAAGGAAAUGGGAUUACCACCCGAACCAAAAACACCAUCCGAAAAAGCAAGAAUGGCAAAGUCAUAUGCCAAAGGCUUAGUUACACCUUUAGAAGGUAAAACACCGUCUCAAAAAGAAAGAGCAUUAAAAAAGAUGGUUGAAGCAGGUGUUCCUUUACCAGAAGGACGAACUCCCUCCGAAAAAGCUUUAAUAGCAAAGGUUAAAGCAACUACUGCCAAAAUACCGUCUGAGAAAUUACGGAAAGCAAAAGAAGAAGGUUUGUUAACACCAUUAGAAGGUAAGACACCGGCUGAGAAGGAAAAGAUACUAAAAGGCUUAGCUGCAGCAGGCAUACCCCUACCAGAGGCAAAAACAGCGUCCGAGAAGAAACUAAUUGAGAAAGUAAGAAAGGAUAUGGGACUGCCACCUGAACCAACAACAGCAGCGGAAAAAGAAAAAAUGGCUAAAGCUUAUGGUAAAGGCGUUGUAACGCCUUUAGAAGGAAAGACCCCAUCCCAGAAAGAACAAGCACUAAGGAAAAUGGUGGAAGCGGGCGCUCCACUGCCUGAAGGUCGCACGCCUUCUGAAAAAGCUUUGAUUGAAAAGGUCAAAGCCACGACUGCUCGAAAACCUUCAGCACCUAAAGUUCCAUCUGAAAAGUUACGAAAAGCAAAAGAAGAAGGCCUACUUACACCAUUAGAAGGAAAAACACCAGCUGAAAAAGAAAAGAUUUUGAAGGGUUUGGCUAAAGCUGGCAUUCCUUUGCCGGAAGGUAAAACCCCGUCUGAGAAGAAACUUAUAGAAAAAGUGCGAAAGGAAAUGGGAUUACCACCUGAACCAAAAACGCCAUCCGAAAAAGCAAGAAUGGCGAAAUCAUAUGCAAAAGGUUUAGUUACACCUUUAGAAGGCAAAACACCGUCGCAAAAAGAAAAAGCAUUGAAAAAGAUGGUUGAAGCAGGUGUUCCUUUACCAGAAGGACGAACUCCUUCCGAAAAAGCACUCAUUGCUAAGGUUAAAGCAACAACUGCAAAAAUACCGUCUGAAAAGUUACAAAAGGCAAAAGAAGAAGGCCUGCUUACGCCGCUAGAAGGAAAAACACCAGCCGAGAAGGAAAAGAUUCUAAAGGGCUUAGCUAAAGCUGGCAUCCCCUUGCCGGAAGGAAAAACUCCAUCAGAAAAGAAACUAAUUGAAAAAGUAAGACAAGAAAUGGGCUUACCACCCGAGCCAAAAACACCAUCUGAAAAAGCAAGAAUGGCAAAAUCAUAUGCCAAAGGCUUAGUUACACCUUUAGAAGGUAAAACCCCAUCUCAAAAAGAAAGAGCAUUAAAAAAAAUGGUUGAAGCAGGUGUUCCUUUACCAGAAGGGCGAACUCCCUCCGAAAAAGCUUUAAUAGCAAAGGUUAAAGCAACUACUGCCAAAAUACCGUCUGAGAAAUUACGGAAAGCAAAAGAAGAAGGUUUGUUAACACCAUUAGAAGGUAAGACACCGGCUGAGAAGGAAAAGAUACUAAAAGGCUUAGCUGCAGCAGGCAUACCCCUACCAGAGGCAAAAACAGCGUCCGAGAAGAAACUAAUUGAGAAAGUAAGAAAGGAUAUGGGACUGCCACCUGAACCAACAACAGCAGCGGAAAAAGAAAAAAUGGCUAAAGCUUAUGGUAAAGGCGUUGUAACGCCUUUAGAAGGAAAGACCCCAUCGCAGAAAGAACAAGCACUAAGAAAAAUGGUGGAAGCGGGCGCUCCAUUACCUGAAGGUCGCACGCCUUCUGAAAAAGCUUUAAUUGAAAAGGUCAAAGCCACGACUGCUCGAAUACCUUCUGCGCCUAAAGUUCCAUCUGAAAAGUUACGAAAAGCAAAAGAAGAAGGCCUACUUACACCAUUAGAAGGAAAAACACCAGCUGAAAAAGAAAAAAUUUUGAAGGGGUUGGCUAAAGCUGGCAUUCCAUUGCCGGAAGGUAAAACACCAUCAGAAAAGAAACUUAUCGAGAAAGUGAGAAAAGAAAUGGGAUUACCACCUGAACCAAAAACACCAUCCGAAAAAGCCAAAAUGGCUAAAUCCUACGCUGCAGGAUUAGUUACGCCUUUAGAGGGCAAAACACCAUCGCAAAAAGAAAAAGCAUUGAAAAAGAUGGCCGAAGCCGGAAUACCUUUACCAGAGGGACGAACUCCUUCCGAAAAAGCACUCAUAGCUAAGGUUAAAGCCACAACUGCGCGAAUCCCAUCAGCAGUGAAAGUUCCAUCUGAAAAAUUACGUAAAGCGAAAGCUGAAGGUUUACUUACGCCACUAGAAGGUAAAACACCAGCUGAGAAAGAAAAAAUAUUGAAAGGGUUAGCCAAAGCUGGUAUACCUCUACCUGCAGGAAAAACUCCGUCUGAGAAAAAACUUAUUGAAAAAGUUAGGAAAGAUAUGGGACUACCACCAGAACCAACUACUUCAGCAGAGCGAGCCAAAAUGGACAAAGCUAUUGCAGAUGGCAUUGUUCUGCCAUUGGAAGGCAAAACUCCCGCUGAAAAGGAAAAAAUUCUUCGCAACAUGGCUGAAGCAGGUAUACCUUUGCCCGAAGGGCGAACGCCAUCUGAAAAAGCUUUAAUAGAUAAAAUUAAAGCUAAACCGGGUGUGAUACCGCCUUCAGCAAAAGUACCUUCGGAAAAAUUACGUAAAGCAAAGGCUGCUGGCUUACUUACACCGUUGGAAGGAAAAACACCAGAACAGAAAGAAAAAAUAUUAAAAGGUUUAGCAAUGCACGGUAUUCCACUGCCAGAAGGAAAAACCGAGUCAGAGAAAAAACUGAUUGAUAAAGUAAGACAAGAUGUCGGCCUUCCGCCAGAACCAAAAACAGCAGCAGAUAAAGAAAAAUACAACAAAGCCUUAGCUGCUGGUGCAAUUACUCCUCUUGAAGGAAAAACAGCAUCACAAAAAGAAAAUAUUUUAAGAAAGCAAGCUGAAUUGGGAAUACCUCUUCCCGAAGGACGAACUCCUUCUGAAAAGGCUUUAAUAGCAAAAAUCAAAGGUGAGAUGCCGCCAGAAAAGAAAGAAGUGGAAUUUGAAAAGCCUCCUGGAAUGCCAUCCGAAAAACUGCGAAAAAAAAUGGCUGAAGCCGGUGUACCGUUACCAGAAGGACGGACUGCUUCAGAAAAAGCAUUGAUAGAAAAAGUUAAAGCCACAACCGCCAGAGUUCCGUCAGCGCCUAAAGUACCGUCAGAAAAAUUACGUAAAGCGAAAGCCGAAGGUUUACUAACACCGUUAGAAGGAAAAACUCCGGAACAACAGGAAAAGAUACUUAGGGGCUUAGCCAAGGAAGGAAUUCCCCUACCAGAAGGAAAAACACCAUCGCAGAAGAAAUUAAUUGAGAAAGUACGGAAGGAUAUGGGACUACCGUCAGAACCGAAAACUCCCUCAGAAAAAGCAAGAUUAGCUAAAUCAUACGCGAAAGGAAUAAUUACACCACUAGAAGGCAAAACUCCAUCCCAAAAAGAAAAAGCACUGAGAAAAAUGGCAGAAGCAGGGGUUCCCUUACCAGAAGGACGAACACCAUCUGAAAAAGCUUUGAUCGCAAAAGUAAAAGCCACGACUGCGAAAUUGCCGUCAGCAGCCAAGACUCCGUCUGAAAAAUUACGUAAAGCGAAAGCUGCAGGAGUUCUUACGCCAUUGGAGGGGAAAACACCAGAACAGAAGGAAAAGAUUUUGAAAGGUAUGGUAAAAGCUGGCGUACCUUUACCAGAAGGAAAAACACCAUCAGAAAAGAAGCUAAUUGAAAAAGUCAGAAAGGAAAUGGGACUGCCACCUGAACCGAAAACAUCGGCAGAAAGGGUUAAAAUGGCGAAGUCGUAUGCAGCAGGUGUAAUUACACCUUUAGAGGGAAAAACUCCCUCACAAAAGGAAAGAGCACUCCGUAAGAUGGCCGAGGCAGGUAUUCCUUUGCCAGAAGGACGGACUCCUUCAGAAAAAGCUUUAAUAGAAAAAGUCAAGAAGACUACUGCUCGUAUACCAUCAGAAAAAUUACGCAAAGCAAAAGCUGAAGGCCUAAUGACGCCUUUAGAGGGAAAAACACCAGAACAAAAAGAAAAAAUACUUAGAGGUUUAGCUAAAGCUGGAAUACCUUUGCCAGAAGGGAAAACGCCGUCAGAAAAGAAACUUAUUGACAAAAUUAGAAAGGAAAUGGGACUACCGCCUGAAGCAAAAACGUCAGCAGAAAGAGCAAAGAUGGCAAAAUCGUAUGCAGCAGGCAUUAUCACCCCUCUCGAAGGUAAAACUCCAUCGCAAAAAGAAAGGGCUCUACGAAAAAUGGCAGAAGCUGGCGUUCCUUUACCAGAAGGUAGAACUGCUUCAGAAAAAGCUUUGAUAGCCAAAGUUAAAGCUACAACAGCUAAAGCGCCGUCAAUCCCAUCUGAAAAAUUACGUAAAGCAAAAGCUGCAGGAGUUCUUACACCGUUGGAAGGUAAAACACCUGAACAAAAAGAAAAGAUUUUGAAAGGUAUGGUAAAAGCUGGUGUACCUUUACCAGAAGGAAAAACACCAUCAGAAAAGAAGCUAAUUGAAAAAGUCAGAAAGGAAAUGGGACUGCCACCCGAACCGAAAACAUCGGCAGAAAGGAUCAAAAUGGCCAAGUCGUAUGCAGCAGGUGUAAUAACACCUUUGGAAGGAAAAACUCCGUCACAGAAAGAAAGAGCAUUGAAAAAAAUGGCUGAAGCAGGUAUUCCCUUACCAGAAGGCCGAACUGCUUCGGAAAAAGCUUUAAUAGCAAAGGUUAAAGCAACAACUGCCAAAGUACCAUCUGAGAAGUUAGCGAAAGCAAAAGCUGAAGGAUUGCUGACGCCACUAGAAGGAAAAACUCCAGAACAAAAAGAAAAAAUACUCAGAGGCUUAGCUAAAGAAGGAAUUCCUUUGCCGGAAGGUAAAACACCAUCAGAAAAGAAACUUAUCGAGAAAGUGAGAAAAGAAAUGGGAUUACCACCUGAACCAAAAACACCAUCCGAAAAAGCCAAAAUGGCUAAAUCCUACGCUGCAGGAUUAGUUACGCCUUUAGAGGGCAAAACACCAUCGCAAAAAGAAAAAGCAUUGAAAAAGAUGGCCGAAGCCGGAAUACCUUUACCAGAGGGACGAACUCCUUCCGAAAAAGCACUCAUAGCUAAGGUUAAAGCCACAACUGCGCGAAUCCCAUCAGCAGUGAAAGUUCCAUCUGAAAAAUUACGUAAAGCGAAAGCUGAAGGUUUACUUACGCCACUAGAAGGUAAAACACCAGCUGAGAAAGAAAAAAUAUUGAAAGGGUUAGCCAAAGCUGGUAUACCUCUACCUGCAGGAAAAACUCCGUCUGAGAAAAAACUUAUUGAAAAAGUUAGGAAAGAUAUGGGACUACCACCAGAACCAACUACUUCAGCAGAGCGAGCCAAAAUGGACAAAGCUAUUGCAGAUGGCAUUGUUCUGCCAUUGGAAGGCAAAACUCCCGCUGAAAAGGAAAAAAUUCUUCGCAACAUGGCUGAAGCAGGUAUACCUUUGCCCGAAGGGCGAACGCCAUCUGAAAAAGCUUUAAUAGAUAAAAUUAAAGCUAAACCGGGUGUGAUACCGCCUUCAGCAAAAGUACCUUCGGAAAAAUUACGUAAAGCAAAGGCUGCUGGCUUACUUACACCGUUGGAAGGAAAAACACCAGAACAGAAAGAAAAAAUAUUAAAAGGUUUAGCAAUGCACGGUAUUCCACUGCCAGAAGGAAAAACCGAGUCAGAGAAAAAACUGAUUGAUAAAGUAAGACAAGAUGUCGGCCUUCCGCCAGAACCAAAAACAGCAGCAGAUAAAGAAAAAUACAACAAAGCCUUAGCUGCUGGUGCAAUUACUCCUCUUGAAGGAAAAACAGCAUCACAAAAAGAAAAUAUUUUAAGAAAGCAAGCUGAAUUGGGAAUACCUCUUCCCGAAGGACGAACUCCUUCUGAAAAGGCUUUAAUAGCAAAAAUCAAGAAAGAAGUAGCAAUCGAAAAGCCUCCACGAGUGCCAUCGGAAAAAUUGCGAAAAGCAAAAGAAGAGGGAUUACUUACACCGUUAGAAGGAAAAUCGCCCGAGGAAAAGGAGAAAAUUUUAAGAGGUUUGGCUAAAAAAGGUUUACCUCUACCUGAAGGAAAAACUGCUUCUGAUAAAAAAUUGAUAGCCAAAAUUAAAAAAGAGAUGGGACUACCACCCGAACCAAAAACACCUUCUGAAAAAGCGAGAAUAGCAAAAUCCUAUGCAAAGGGGUUAAUUACGCCUCUUGAAGGCAAAACUCCAUCUCAGAAAGAAAGAGCUCUUAAAAAAAUGGCUGAAGCUGGCGUACCGUUACCAGAAGGACGAACUGCAUCAGAGAAAGCAUUAAUAGCAAAAGUAAAAGCCACUACAGCUCGAGUACCAUCUGCUGUAAAAGUUCCCUCAGAAAAACUUCGUAAAGCAAAAGCUGAAGGAUUAAUAACCCCGUUAGAAGGAAAAACUCCGGCACAAAAAGAAAAAAUACUUAAAGGGUUAGCUAAAGCUGGUAUACCACUGCCUGAAGGUAAAACACCUUCCGAAAUAAAAUUAAUAGAAAAAGUUAGAAAAGACAUGGGCUUACCACCCGAACCAAAGACAUCAGCGGAACGACGCAAAAUUGAUAAAGCUAUUGCAGACGGCAUAGUGUUACCACUCGAAGGAAAAUCUCCUGCCGAAAAGGAAAAAAUACUUAAAAAAAUGGCAGAGGCGGGUAUCCCUCUACCCGAAGGGCGAACUCCGUCAGAAAAAGCUUUAAUUGAUAAAAUUAAAGCGGCCAAACCUGAAAUCGCGGCCGUACCAUCCGAAAAACUUCGUGAGGCCAAAGCGGCUGGAUUACUUACACCAUUAGAAGGAAAAGCACCAGCAGAACAGGAAAAGAUAUUAAAAGGCUUAGCUAAAGCAGGAAUUCCGUUGCCAGAAGGCAAGACACCAUCAGAAAAGAAGUUAAUUGAAAAAGUAAGAAAAGAUAUGGAAAAGGUUAAAGCUACAACAGCUCGAGUACCAUCAGAAAAACUACGCGAAGCGAAAGCUGCGGGACUACUUACACCAUUAGAAGGGAAAACACCAGCAGAGAAAGAAAAGAUACUUAAAGGAUUAGCUCAAGCUGGUAUACCAUUACCGGAGGGGAAAACGCCGUCUGAAAAGAAACUUAUUGAAAAAGUGCGAAAGGACAUGGGACUUCCACCCGAGCCAAAAACUUCAGCAGAAAGAGCAAAAAUGGCAAAGUCAUAUGCAGCAGGCGUCAUAACACCCUUGGAGGGGAAAACUCCAUCCCAAAAAGAAAAAGCCCUCCGUAAAAUGGCUGAAGCAGGCGUUCCCUUACCAGAAGGACGAACUGCUUCGGAAAGAGCUUUGAUAGCUAAAGUUAAAGCUACGACUGCUCGAGUCCCAUCAGCAGUAAAAGUUCCUUCAGAAAAACUUCGUAAAGCGAAAGCUGAAGGAUUAAUAACUCCGUUAGAAGGAAAAACUCCAGAACAAAAAGAAAAAAUACUUAAAGGUUUAGCUAAAGCUGGCAUACCUCUACCUGCAGGCAAAACAGCCUCUGAGAAAAAACUAAUUGAAAAAGUUAGAAAAGAUAUGGGGCUGCCCCCCGAACCAAAAACGUCAGCGGAACGAGCAAAAAUGGACAAAGCUGUUGCAGAUGGCAUAAUAGUACCACUAGAAGGGAAAACUCCAGCUGAAAAGGAAAAAAUACUUCGUAAAAUGGCAGAAGCGGGUAUUCCUUUACCUGAAGGGCGAACUCCUUCAGAAAAAGCUUUGAUAGAUAAAGUCAAAGCCACUGCAGCUGCUGUACCAUCUGAAAAAUUACGGAAAGCGAAAGCGGAAGGUCUGCUUACACCACUGGAAGGAAAAACACCAUCUGAGAAGGAAAAGAUUUUGAAGGGUCUAGCUAAAGCUGGCGUUCCUUUGCCAGAAGGCAAAACUGCGUCAGAGAAAAAACUCAUCGAGAAAGUAAGAAAGGAAAUGGGAUUACCACCAGAACCAAAAACACCAUCUGAAAAAGCUAAAAUGGCAAAAUCUUACGCUGCAGGAUUAGUUACGCCUUUAGAAGGCAAAACUCCAUCUCAAAAAGAAAGAGCAUUGAAAAAAAUGGCUGAAGCAGGUGUUCCUUUACCAGAAGGUCGAACUCCCUCUGAAAAAGCUUUAAUUGCAAAGGUUAAAGCAACCACUGCCAAAAUACCGUCUGAAAAGUUAGCUAAAGCAAAAGCUGAAGGUUUGUUGACACCAUUAGAAGGUAAAACACCAGCAGAAAAGGAAAAGAUAUUAAAAGGCCUAGCUGCAGCCGGUAUACCCUUGCCAGAGGCAAAAACUGCGUCCGAGAAGAAACUAAUUGAGAAAGUAAGGAAAGACAUGGGUCUACCACCAGAACCAACAAUGGCAGCGGAAAAAGAAAAGCUGGCUAAAGCUUAUGGUAAAGGCGUUGUAACGCCUUUGGAAGGGAAAACCCCGUCCCAGAAAGAAAAAGCUCUAAAGAGAAUGGUGGAAGCGGGCGCUCCAUUACCCGAAGGUCGAACACCCUCAGAAAAAGCUUUGAUUGAAAAGGUCAAAGCCACGACUGCCCGGAUACCUUCAGCUCCUAAAGUACCAUCUGAAAAAAUAAGGAAAGCGAAAGCGGAAGGUCUGCUUACACCACUGGAAGGAAAAACACCAGCUGAGAAGGAAAAGAUUUUGAAGGGCCUAGCUAAAGCUGGCAUUCCUUUGCCAGAAGGCAAAACUGCGUCAGAGAAAAAACUCAUCGAGAAAGUAAGAAAGGAAAUGGGGUUACCACCUGAACCAAAAACACCAUCCGAAAAAGCUAGAAUGGCAAAAUCUUACGCUGCAGGAUUAGUUACGCCUUUAGAAGGCAAAACUCCAUCUCAAAAAGAAAGAGCUUUGAAAAAAAUGGCUGAAGCAGGUGUUCCUUUACCAGAAGGCAAAACUCCAUCUGAAAAAGAAUUAAUAAAAAAAGCUCGAGUAGCUGCUGGAUUGCCGCCAGAGCCAACACCAUCAGAGAAAAAAAAAAUGAAAUCUAGAGGCAUAACGCCUUCUAAAGUAAAAUCUAAAGCAGUAGGAGUAGGAGUAGGUGUAGCCAAACCAAAACCUGAAGGAAUUGAAGCUGAAGAAUUUGAAGAUGUAAUACGAACAACCAAAUGCGACCGAGGUUGCGGUUGUGAUAAGAAAAAAAUAAGAUUUAAACACAGCUACGUAAAAAUAAGAGUUACCUCCCCAGAUAUUUCUUCAUGGUGUGAUUGCCCAGAAGAGUGUAUACCUGGUGUUAAAGGCGGUGUUUUUCUUGAUAAUGAAGGAAUCAAAGUUACAGUCGGGAAAGCUUUAGGUGUUCCUUCAUAUGUUCAGGCAUCAGUAAUAAACAGUGACUUCUCUUCGACAUCCAAAGAUUCGAAACAGAGAGUAGAAGCCGGUCUCCACGAGGUUAUAGAUAUAGACUCGGAAUGCCUAAAGAGUGAAGUCAACUACUGCACAGCUGAAACCAAAUUAAGAAGGAUCAGCAAAAGUACAGCUUACGAAACGCACAGUAUGCUUCAGAUCAACCACUAA
Messenger RNA from Pectinophora gossypiella (pink bollworm), 13164 nucleotides. Its product is annotated as titin-like. The transcript has 11 exons. The record is from RefSeq and is a predicted model, not a curated record. Bases 1 to 13164 code for a protein of 4387 amino acids. Lineage: Eukaryota; Metazoa; Arthropoda; Insecta; Lepidoptera; Gelechiidae.